Formica exsecta is the source of this 2561-nucleotide messenger RNA. RefSeq names its product venom serine protease 34-like. Bases 498 to 1661 code for a protein of 387 amino acids. Gene Ontology annotation, biological process: proteolysis. The transcript has 8 exons. The record is from RefSeq and is a predicted model, not a curated record. Gene Ontology annotation, molecular function: serine-type endopeptidase activity. Lineage: Eukaryota; Metazoa; Arthropoda; Insecta; Hymenoptera; Formicidae.
AUAUAUGUUAAUAAUUAAAUUUUAUAUUAAACUUCAGUUAAAGCUUAUUUCAAAUUGAAUAAAUAAUGAGAUAUUAAAUUCAUGUUUUUCCUUAAAGCUUUUAGUUCAUAUAUAAUGAAAAAGUGGCAAUUAUCACACGAAGUAUAUGUCUACAAUUUCAGUAAUACAGCACUAAUUUAAUAACAUCUUAUGCAAACAUUAUGUUUUAUAUAUUUUUUUUAAUAACGUCUAAAAAACAUUAUGUAUUUAAAAUAUUUUUAAUACAUAUCUUAUCGAAUUUAAGAUUACAUUAAUGCCAUUUUGAAAUUAUUUGCCUUUGCAGUAAAUCUGCUCGCAAACUGUAAUUAACUGUAAGAUAAGGUACCUGAGAUAUCAGUUUUGGAUGUAUUUUAUCUUCGUGUUGGAAUAAAAGCAGACAUUUCUACGAUAUAGCGCGUGGCUGCUUGUCAGAAGAAAGUUACCUUCUUAAGGUGCCAGAAUAUUCUAACAGAUGUACCAUGCAAGCAGUCAAGGUUUUAUUUGGCUUUCUGCUGCCGCUCUCGAUGCUAAAUGGGAUUGAAUCUGCCUGCAAUUACUUUCAAAAGUUAGAAGCUGGACAAACAUAUUAUGUGUAUAAUCCUGGUUUUCCCUAUAAGUAUAAAGGUGAAAAUAAUUGCACAUGGCAAAUGGAAAGUCGUUUUAAUGUCAAAAUAAAUUGCAGUGUUGAUAUGCCAGCGUCUGUCAAUGGUUGUACUCAAGAUACUCUUUCUGUCCAAAUUGCUGGAAAAAGUAUGCAGAAAUACUGUGGUUUAGGUCAACUCAUUCUUGAAGGAAAAAAUCCGAUUAUAAAAUUAGAUUCACCCUAUUAUUCGCAAGGAGGUCAAUUUUUAUGCCAAAUUCAAGCAGAGAAUCCGUUUGAUAAAAAUAAUUGCAAAUGUGGUUGGAAAAAAGUAACUAGAAUAGUAGGUGGUACAGAAACUGGGAUAAAUGAAUAUCCUAUGAUGUGUGGACUCGUCGAUAGUACUAAUAAAUUGAUAUAUUGUGGUUGUACUAUAAUAUCUCAACAAUAUAUACUGACAGCAGCUCAUUGUAUAGAAGAUAGAAAUAUCAAUACGAUUGGCAUUAUUGUUGGUGAACACGAUAUAACCACAGGUAGGGAGACCAAUGCAACUAAGUUGUUCCGCGUGAGCAAAUGCACAAUGCAUCCUUAUUACAAAGAGAUUCACAAUGAUAUAGCUGUUUGUAAGAUUGUUGGUAGCAUAACAUAUAGUGCUGAGGUUGGCCCAGUCUGCUUACCAUUUGAACAUAAACGAGACACGUUCGCAGGUGCUAUUGUGGAUGUGUUGGGCUGGGGUUUACUUGAAUUUGGCGGCACCAAAUCGACUACGCUACAAAAAGUAAAAUUAAAUGUAAUAAGUCCUACAAAAUGCCAAUAUUAUUAUCCUGAACUAACCGAUAAAAAUAUGUGUACUUAUUCUCCAGGGAAGGAUUCUUGUCAGAUGGACAGUGGUGGACCUGUUUUAUGGCAAAAUCCCACCACACUUAAUCUUGUAUUAGUUGGUAUUACAUCCACUGGUAUUGGUUGUGGUACAACCGAACCUUCUAUCUCAACACGUACAGGAGCUUUCAUUGAUUGGAUAAUGUCUGUAACACCUGAUGUACAAUAUUGCAAAGUAGAAUGAGUUUUGCAUGGCUAAAAAGAGGAAACAAUUUAUAGAAUUAUGGAUCUGUUUCACAUACUUUCUGCAUGUUCGCGAUUUUUGCAAAAUAUGUAUUUUGAAAUAUAUUUGUAAAUGUUAAUAACGUAUGUGCAUCAAAUAUCAGUUAUAGUAAAAAUAUUUAAUUAUAUAAUUGCUUCUAUAUGUAAUUGAAAUAUAAAGUUUCGAUUAAGAUUGUAUUUAUCAUAUCACAUAUUAAAACAUUAGCAAAAAAAGAGUAAAAAUUUAUAAUUUAUUUUAUUACUUCUUAUAAAUAUUUGCUCAAAACCUAAAUAUAAUUAUCUGAUCGAAUUAAAGUUAUUUAACUUUUACAAUUGCACUAGUUUUUAUGAAAAAUGAUGCAUUGCGGCACUUAACAAAUUUGAUAAAGAUAAAACAUUGCUAGCCAAAUCAAAUUUUCCAUAUAUAUUAACUUUGACAUUUAUGCUAAAUUUUAUUUGGAUUCACUAUAACCGUUCAAAAAUUAUUUACUACAACACACAAAAUAUGAUGCAGUUAUUAGAUGCAGUAAAUACUUUGGUCACCAGAGUUUCAAUUACUAAAUUUUAAUGAUCUUGUGAUCUUAAUAUGAUCUUAAAUGUUGUGCUUGCGAGUCGAUCUCAAUCAAUCUCGCAAUUUGCCCUCGCACACACGAAAUAAUAAUACUCUUUAAAAAAAACACAGUAAUUUUAAUAAUAACUAAAGUGAAUAAUGCAAGAACACAGAAUAUCAAACAGAGAAAUAUUGUUAUAAUAUAAUAUUGCUAUAAUAUAAAUAGCCGUCGGACAAAUGCGUCUAUGUGUGUGUGUGUGUGUGUGUGUGUGCGGGGCAUGUCAACAAUCGCGAAAUUCAAGAUAUCGACUCUCCACAAAUUGUUUACCUUUG